Pistacia vera is the source of this 531-nucleotide messenger RNA. RefSeq lists its product as uncharacterized. The record is from RefSeq and is a predicted model, not a curated record. NCBI's taxonomy places the organism in Eukaryota, Viridiplantae, Streptophyta, Magnoliopsida, Sapindales, Anacardiaceae. The coding region runs from base 1 to 531 and encodes 176 amino acids. The transcript is spliced from 5 exons.
AUGAAUGCUCUAUCCUAUGAGCUCCAUAUCGUUGUCAGAAAGACAAGGUGGUUUUUCGCUGCUGGGGCUGCAACUUGGUUUGGAUAUCUUUAUGGUUUUCCUUUCAUGGGAGAUGAUUUGAAGAUGCGACACGCCGUGUCACUUUUGAAAUCCAAUAAUCCCUUGUAUAAAUAUUGGGGAGCUCAUAGAUUAGCCCGUUAUGCAAUAGAUGAUGAAAGGAGGAUGAAAAUAGUGGAGAUUGUUGGUGCUCAGGAGCUUGUAAAUAUGUUGUGGGAUGCUAGAGACUAUUAUACACGGUUACAAACACUAAAGGCUCUUGUUGCCCUUUCUGGCUCAGAUGAAGCAGUUGGGGCUUUACACCGUGGUGGGGCAAUAUCAGUUAUAAAGUCCACUCCACAAUCCUUGGAUGGGGCAAAAAUAUUUGUGAGGUCCACUUCACAAUUCUCUGAGGCUGAAAUCGAGAAAUACGAGUCAAGCCUACUGAAGAGAUUCCAAGAUCUGAGAUAUGAUAUCAUCGUGAGAUUGGUGUGA